AUUCGCCAUUUUUCGCCCAUCAAAUGUCAUAAAUUGUUUGCACGGGAGAUAUUUUUGUUUGAGUGUUUUCCGGGGUAUUUUUUAGCGAUUUCCACGAAAAAGAGAUUGAAAAUGAGUGCAGUGGAUGGGCAAUUGUCCGUAUCAACGCUGCGGCAAAUGCUAGUGUCCCUGGUUAACUUUACAGGGACACAUAAAGAGCAGGCAGACAAAUACCGAUCCAUCCUGGAAGCUAUUUUGGCAAAGAGCGGCUCCGAUGUUGCCGACACUUUGAAGUUGUUUAUAGAAUCCAUCGUCAAUGAACAUGUCAGCCUCGUGAUAUCCCGUCAGAUUCUCACCGAUGUCGCCGUACAUUUGACCAAACUUCCGGAUGACACUUCCAAAGUCAUUUCUCACUUUACACUCGACAAAGUGCAGCCCCGUGUGAUCUCAUUUGAGGAGCAAGUAGCCAGUAUCCGUCAGCAUCUUGCCAAGAUCUACGAACGCCAGCAGAAUUGGCGAGAAUCAGCCAAUGUCCUCGUAGGAAUACCCCUGGAAACUGGUCAGAAGCAGUACUCGGUGGACUACAAGUUGGAGACGUACUUGAAAAUUGCUCGACUCUACCUGGAGGACGAUGAUCCUGUGCAGGCUGAAGCCUACAUCAAUAGAGCAUCCCUACUUCAGGCAGAAACCAAGAGUGAGAAGUUGCAGAUCCUCUACAAAGUCUGCUAUGCUCGAGUCCUGGACUAUCGGAGGAAGUUCAUUGAGGCGGCUCAGAGGUACAAUGAACUGUCGUACAGGACCAUUGUGGAUGAGGAAGAGCGUAUGACGGCUCUCAAGAAGGCCCUCAUUUGCACAAUUCUCGCCUCAGCCGGACAGCAGAGAUCUCGAAUGCUGGCCACACUUUUCAAAGAUGAACGCUGCCAACAUCUUCCGGCCUACUCAAUUCUCGAGAAGAUGUACCUCGACAGGAUUAUCCGACGGUCUGAACUGGAAGAAUUUGAAGCAUUGCUGCAGUUGCAUCAGAAAGCCAGUACCCUCGAUGGCUCGUCCAUUCUCGAUCGUGCCGUCUUCGAGCACAAUCUCCUAUCGGCCAGUAAGCUCUACAACAACAUCACAUUCGUCGAGCUAGGAGCUCUGCUGGAGAUUUCGCCUAACAAAGCAGAACGCAUUGCCAGUCAGAUGAUCACGGAAGGACGCAUGAAUGGCUACAUCGAUCAGAUUGAUGGGAUUGUGCAUUUCGAGACGCGUGAGAUUCUGCCGCAGUGGGACAAGCAGAUCCAGUCCCUGUGCUACCAAGUCAAUGGAAUUAUCGAGAAGAUUGGCAAUGCAGAGCCUGAAUGGAUGACCAAGACUCUAGAUGAGCAGAUGCAGAAUUAAUGCCAGUGACUAAUACUUUUGGGAAUUAAAUGAACUUAUUCAUAUGAAAAA
Phlebotomus papatasi is the source of this 1407-nucleotide messenger RNA. It is a transcript of the gene CSN4, whose product is annotated as COP9 signalosome complex subunit 4. Lineage: Eukaryota; Metazoa; Arthropoda; Insecta; Diptera; Psychodidae. The transcript has 3 exons. The record is from RefSeq and is a predicted model, not a curated record. Bases 112 to 1356 code for a protein of 414 amino acids. Gene Ontology annotation, cellular component: cytosol; COP9 signalosome.